GUUUCUAAAAACUAAAAAUGUUUUGUUUAGUUGUGAUUUUAAUUGUAUUAUUUGUGUUUUAUUAGUGAUAUUUGUGAAAAAUUGAUGAAAAUUAGAGGUUAUUUCAUAUGUGUUUAUUAUUACGACCAUAUAUAACGCACAGCUGCCAACGUGGGGAAUCGAAGCAACACUUUAUUUAAAUUUACUCUAAUGACAAUAUAUGUCGUAUUUAUCCUGAGAUUGGGUAUAAAACCACUCCAACUGAGACGAUUUUCUUUAUUUCCCAUACAAUACGACUGAAGUUCGGUCUAAAUGAAGUUAUUGGAGUUGUUUUCGUUUCUUUCGGUGAUAGGUUAUGUCUACGCGUAUGCAGUAUUACCUGAAAAUUAUAGAGAUUAUGUAAUGGUUCAAUUAGACAAAGAACCCAGAAGUUUCGAUGAAGUUUUAAACAUUCCAAGAGAGACUGUUCCAGGAUCUGCCGAUGUUAAGCAUGUCAUUUUGAGAAUUGGAAGGAAUUCAAAUUCGUGGGAGAAUCUUGGUUUCGGCGUACGAGAUUUUACGACAAAUGAAAAUGGAGAGCCAGCAGUUCGAACAAGACAAAAUCAUUACAAAACGAGGGAAGAAGAUAUAUUAUCAAAUAAUAUCGAAUAACAGCUUUUUAUAACAAUUAUUGGAACUUUUUCAACCAAAUAAGAAUAAUACAAUUUAAUAUAUCAAUUGCAAUACUACAGAAAAUGUUAAAAAGUU
Molecule: messenger RNA, 726 nt
Organism: Diorhabda carinulata
Lineage: Eukaryota; Metazoa; Arthropoda; Insecta; Coleoptera; Chrysomelidae
Exons: 5
Coding region: 292-630 (112 amino acids)
Source: RefSeq, a predicted model, not a curated record